UGAAAACUGUCCAGGACAUAUAAUUGAGUUUGCUAAAGACGGUGGCUAUGCUAAUGUAUCGUGGGUAGAACCUAUUGCAUCAGACAAUUCAAUGGCAGUUACUUUAGUGCCUGAUAAAAGUAUUGGCAGUUCAUUUCAAGUCGGAUCCACAAUUGUAACUUACACUGCUUCAGAUAAAUCGGGAAACCAAGCAAUGUGUACAAUAAAUGUUACAGUUUUUGAUAAUGAUACAGAAGAUCCAGUUUUUAUAAAUUGUCCAAGUGAUAUCAACAAAACCACUAUCAUGGGUGAAAACUACAAUGAAGUCUCAUGGAAAGAUGUAGUUGCAACUGACAACAUUGGAGUAAAUAUAGUGAACUCAACAAAUAAGAGUGGAGACAACUUUACAAUUGGUGUGACGAUAGUAGUGUAUACCGCCUUUGAUUUAGCAGGCAACGUGGCUGUGUGUAACUUUACUGUGAUAAUUACUGACAAUGAAGAUCCAGUUUUCCUUAAUUGUCCAUCAUAUAUGAGCAUGCCAACAGCUUCUGGACAAGCAUCUGCUAAUGUAGAAUGGAAUAUUCCAACUGUCUCUGACAACAGUGGAUGGUAUACAUUGAAUCAAACCCAUAUGCUUGGUGAUUUGUUUGAAAUUGGCAAGACGGUUGUAAUUUACAAUGCAUCGGAUGCUUAUGGCAACACAGCAGAGUGUGCAUUUAUUAUUGAAAUUUAUGAUGAUGAGCCACCGGUAAUUAUUAAUUGUCCAUCCUUUGGAAUACCAAUUGUUCUACCAAACGGUGAAGCAUCAGUGGUUGUCAACUGGACUGACAUCACAGCAAGUGACAAUGAUGCUUCAAAUCCAUUAGUAUCUUGUGAUCCACCUGAUGGUUCUGUAUUUGAUAUAGGAACAGUUCUUGUCUCAUGCACUACAAUGGACAAUUCCAAUUUGAAUGCAAGUUGUCAAUUUGAAGUUACAGUUGAAGGCAAGUAG
Molecule: messenger RNA, 970 nt
Organism: Anneissia japonica
Lineage: Eukaryota; Metazoa; Echinodermata; Crinoidea; Comatulida; Comatulidae
Product: hyalin-like
Exons: 4
Coding region: 92-970 (292 amino acids)
Source: RefSeq, a predicted model, not a curated record